Molecule: messenger RNA, 2465 nt
Organism: Durio zibethinus
Lineage: Eukaryota; Viridiplantae; Streptophyta; Magnoliopsida; Malvales; Malvaceae
Biological process (GO): lipid catabolic process
Source: RefSeq, a predicted model, not a curated record
CUUCCCCGUUUGAAGAGGAACACAAUGACCGGAAAAGUACAAUUCCUAAAAGCUACCAAUUCCACGAACAUCUCGGUAAAAAAAGGACCGCCAUUAAUUAAACUCAGUUUAUGUCUUCCAUCCAAUCAACUUCACCCACGUGUAUUCCAUUAAAACGAAAUUACACAAAAUUUCCAAUAAUUAGCCCCUUCCCCCGUCCCCAAAAAAAAAAAAAAAAGAAAAUUGAAGUUUGAAGUUACGCAGAGAUGCUUUGAGUAUAUUUCAAUUUGAUUCCUUACAAACGAAGGUAGUUAUCGUAAUAAAUCGGAAAAAUUCAGUGAAAAUUGAGUUCUUCAGGGAUAAACUCAUGGCAACUGCAACCAUGGCUACUGCAGCCGGUGCAGCUGCCCUUUUGUACUAUACAUUGAAUCGUAAAUUGCAGACAAAUAGGUCUGGUGAGUAUGACAAUGAAAGUGGAAGCAAUUUGUCCAGUAAUGCUCCUUUAGGAAUCGAGCGUGUUUCACAUAGAUUAAUUCAAGCUCCAGCAACAUGGUUAGAGACGAUUUCUACUUUGUCUGAAACUCUUAGGUUUACAUACUCUGAGACUUUGGGGAAGUGGCCCAUUGGAGAUUUGGCCUUUGGGAUCAACUUCUUAUUGAAGAGGCAGGGACAUAUGCAUGUUGCAAGUGUAUUUGGUGGUAAAGAUAGCAUUGAUCUCAAAGGACCAGAUAUAACCGCUGAACUUAGAUAUUUGUUAAACUUGUUGACACUGUGUUGGCAUUUUUCAAAAAAACCAUUUCCUUUAUUUUUGGAGGAGACUGGUUAUGAUGAGGAAGAUGUUCUUCUCCAAGAACCCAAAGCAGGAAUUUUGAAGCCUGCAUUUACAAUAUUAGUAGACCAUAAAACAAAAUGUUUUCUUCUAUUAAUUCGUGGAACACAUAGUAUCAAGGAUACUCUGACAGCUGCAACUGGAGCUGUAGUUCCAUUUCAUCACACUGUUGUGCAAGAGGGAGGAGUGAGCGAUUUAGUUUUAGGUUAUGCACAUUGUGGAAUGGUAGCAGCUGCUCGGUGGAUAGCAAAGCUUGCUACUCCUUGUCUUAUUAAAGCCCUUGGUAAAUAUCCAACUUAUAAAAUUAAGAUUGUAGGGCAUUCAUUGGGGGGAGGCACUGGUGCACUUUUAACUUAUGUGCUGCGGGAGCAAAAGGAGUUAUCAACAACUACCUGUGUCACAUUUGCUCCAGGUAUAAAACUGACUAUAUAUAUACUGCAUGCAGCUGCUUGUAUGACAUGGGAGUUAGCAGAAUCAGGGACUGAUUUUAUUACUUCUGUUAUAAACGGAGCAGACUUAGUGCCUACAUUCUCGGCUGCAUCUGUGGACGAUUUGCGUGCUGAGGUGACGGCAUCUGCUUGGCUGAAUGAUCUGAGGAAUCAAAUUGAGCAUACAAGAAUUCUGAGUACUGUUUAUAGAUCUGCCUCGGCAUUGGGUUCUCGUCUUCCAUCCAUUGCCAGUGCUAAAGCAAAAGUUGCUGGGGCUGGGGCAAUUUUGCGCCCAGUUUCUAAUGGUACACAGGUCGUGAUGAGAAGAGCCCAGAGCAUGGCUCAGGCGGCAUGGACUCGUCCUGCCAUAAAGUUGUCCUCUUGGUCAUGCAUUGGACCUCGUCAUCGUGGCACAGCUGCUGGCUCAAACUCAAAGGAAGAGGGAAGUUCACAAGAAUCUUCCCCCAAUAAAGCAGAAACGUCUGAGCCUCUUCUAACAUCACCCCAAAGAAACUCAUCUUCAAGUACAAUAGAAAACAUUGGACUUCCUGUGUCUUCAGGAGUUGAAUGGACUUCGGAAAAUGAGUGUUCGUGUUCCGAUGAACCACACCAUGAUAGGGAUGCUAAUCUGGAUGAUGCUGAGGAUCUUAUAAGCCACCACUCAAAUGGAGACCGCAUGAAUGAAGUGGAGUUGUGGCAACAACUAGAGCAUGAGCUUUAUGAUAGAACCGAAGGUGAGGAGGCUGAUGUUGCUAACCAAAUAAGGGAAGAAGAAGCAGCAGCCAUUGCAGAGGUUGGCGAGGGCCAGCCAGCUAGCUCUGUUCCAGAAACAAAGGAAGUGCACAGGUUUUUCCCUGCCGGAAAGAUAAUGCAUAUUGUUACACUUCACUCUGAUGCGGUGGAGUGGGAAGGUGAUCCUUCCACCUCAAUUGAUACUGACAAUGGCCAAAGGACAAUGGAGACUAGGAUUGGGAUUUUCCUUACACCGAGAUCUCUGUAUAGUAAAUUGCGGCUUUCCCAAACCAUGAUUAGUGAUCAUUUCAUGCCUAUUUACAGAAGACAGAUAGAAAAGCUAAUAAAGGAGCUUGAGGAGGAUCAAGCUCUGAAUGAUCAGAAUCAUGGUGGAUACACUGGAGAGGUAGUCUCAUAGGUAAAAAUUUGUUUUUUCUUUCUCUUAUUUUUUGGCUGAGAACAAAUUAUUUUGGAAAUCAUUUUAUAUAUGUUAAAAU